AUGGAGUCAUCACCAGAACUAUCCGCUAUUUUUGAAUCGUCUACAACGGAACUGGUGCAACGUUUGAUCGAUUCUGGAACCACCGAAUCUCCCGUUAACAUUCUCGACCUAGACGAGGUCGUUCACAAUUACCGACGAUGGAAGGACGGCUAUCCGUAUGCGAUGCCCUUCUUCUUACCCAGUGUUAACAAUCAUCCCAAGGUGCUGACACUGCUUAGUAAACUAGGGCUUGGAUUCAGUUGCGCUUCCAUUGUGGAAAUGCGCGCCGCUUUAAAGAAUGGUGUCCCUUCCGACCGUAUAAUUCUAGCCCACCCUGCGAAAACCCCGGAAACGAUACUGUAUGCAAAACAGAAAGCUAUUCGACGCAUUGUUUGUGAUAGUGUGCAGGAGAUAGGCAAAGUACAUCGGCUCUAUCCCACGGCCCAGAUUAUUCUCAGAGUUAGAGUGUUUCCUGAGCAAAAGUUUGGUUGCUGUCCGACGGAGGGCGUUCGUGAAAUAUUCAACUACGCGAAGUUCACCGAAACAGUCAGUAUUGUGGGUGUACAAGUAGCUGUACCACAGAAAAGUGUGCUUGAUAAAUUGGAAUCGCUGCACCAAGCUCUCCGGAUUACCAAAGUCGUAUUGGAUCAAGCUAGCUUAGCUGGUUUAAGUGACAUACGACUGUUAAUGCUUUCCGGUACAGAAACCGUACCGGCGGAUCGGUUGCAACAGACAUUGACCGAGUUUAAAUUUGAUCCCGCAUUGCUCAUCAUUAUCGAAACUGAACGGCAGCUGGUACAGUCCGCCGUCACGCUUGUCACUUCCGUCCAGUCCAAACGGGUAAUCCGUCAAGCCGGAACAGUGGGACCUGUACAGGAGAUAAUGUAUUUCAUUAAUGACGGCCGAUAUGGGUCGUUCGAGUGGUGGAAUGAAAUUGAUAAGCAUCCCGUCGUGUUCCGCACCAACGAAACCGUGUCAACUGCUUCAACACACCCUUCAUCACUGUGGGGACCGUCCUGUGACUCAGCUGACAUUGUCUGCAAACGGCUCGAACUACCGGAGCUAGAGAUAGGGGAUUUCUUGGUUUUCCCUGGAAUGGGAGCUUAUGGCGUAACGCUAGCCUCGUGCUUCAAUGGAUUUCCCAUACCAAAAACUAUAGUUUGCGCAAGUUCAGAAACAACAAGGGCACUUGUUGAGGACUAA
Messenger RNA from Anopheles maculipalpis, 1182 nucleotides. RefSeq lists its product as uncharacterized. The coding region runs from base 1 to 1182 and encodes 393 amino acids. NCBI's taxonomy places the organism in Eukaryota, Metazoa, Arthropoda, Insecta, Diptera, Culicidae. The record is from RefSeq and is a predicted model, not a curated record. Gene Ontology annotation, molecular function: ornithine decarboxylase activity. Gene Ontology annotation, cellular component: cytoplasm. The transcript has a single exon.